UAUAACUGAUUAUGUUAGGGGUAGUAACUGAGGACAUUUCGGUUCAUUUGAUAAAAAUAACUUAAAUUACGAAAAAGAAACACUUUUAAACAAAGAGGUAGUAAAUCUACAGCCUAUGGAUUCAUUGAAAUGGAAUAGUGUUGCCAUGGCAACAGUCAGCGCGCCCCCGACUUAUAACUCCAGUUUGCAACAGAUCCAAAUGUACAUGCUCAGAGUAAACGUUCAACACACACUUACACACACUAGAGCGGCCUUUUAUUUAACACGCAGGCUUCAGUGUGGCGUCGUGCUACCACCCGGAGCUCCUGAACCAGGAGCAGGUAAUUCGACCAGGUACCAGCGUCAAUGAUGUACUUUGUCCCUUCUCGCCCCCACUACCAUGUCAAAACAAGGAACAGUCGGAAGUGGAAAUAAUCAUGGCAAAGGGGAAACUGGAGAAAAUGAGACAUACACAUCUUCGUGCGAAGAGCUGAAGCGGGCAAGGCCGAGAGAAAUGACACGGCCAGAGAAAUGUACGUUUCCCCUCGCUGCCCUUGCUCUGGUUGCAGCCGUUUGCGUGGCACCGCUGGCAGCUGACAUGUCCACACCUGCCUUUCGUCAUCGGAAACACAGCAUCCUGAAGAUGGACGAGGCACUUCUGACAGUCAACAACGAGCUGGACACGGGGGUGGUGGUGUCCUGGAUAUCAGAGCGCUGCCACCAGUGUUUGUACCAGCAGCUAGGGGUCGUACCAGCAGCACCCAGUCCCGCCCGGCUCAGUUCAGUUGAAUUCGUCGUGAGCACACAGCAUGAAAUUACACUACAGCUCAACAGCACUCCUGUCAACCUGGACCUGUGCAUGGUUCCAUUUCACUUUGGCGAGCACGGAAACUACUCUUUGUGGUUGAAAAAUCUGAACAACUCCUCUGUGGUCAAUUGCUCUGUAGUGACCGAUGCAGACCCCAUCAACAGCUUCAUACCGAUAUUGGUCGCUUUUCUCAUCUUUGCUGGACUGGUCUUGGUGUCUGCCAUUGGAAGAACAAUAUUAGGGCUUGAUGUAGUGAAGAGUAUCCUCUUCCGAAUUGGUGGCUCCAUGGAGACAGAGCGGCUCAUCAACUCUGAACUGGGCUCACCUGGCAGGACAGUGCCACCAGUUACUGACAACAUCCUCCCUCCUCUACCCAACCGCAGCAAGAGGCUGAGAUCUCUGGACACAUUCAGAGGCAUUUCUUUAGUCAUCAUGGUGUUUGUGAACUACGGAGGGGGUCGAUACUGGUUCUUCAGACACGAAAGCUGGAAUGGUCUUACUGUUGCAGAUUUAGUCUUCCCUUGGUUUGUGUUUAUAAUGGGGACAUCUAUUGCUCUGUCAACCAACUUCCUGCUGUUAGCAGGGUCAACCCGCUGCUCACUGCUGAGGAAAGUAGUGGGAAGGAGCCUACAGCUCUUCAUUAUCGGUGUCCUCAUUAUCAACCCAAACUACUGCCAGGGACCAUUAUCUUGGGACAACCUUCGGAUCCCAGGUGUGUUGCAGCGCCUGGCCUGGUCGUACCUAGUUGUAGCCUGCCUGGAUCUGUUAGUGGCAAAAGGUCACCUUGACAUCCUCACGACGGGUGCUUGGUGGUCCCCUUUCCUUGACAUUUUGCUGUACUGGCCAGCUUGGCUGUGCAUGCUCCUUUUAGAAAUCCUCUGGCUGUUCCUCACUUUCCAACUCCCUGUACCCGAUUGCCCAACAGGCUAUCUGGGCCCAGGUGGAAUUGGGGACAUGGGCCUGUAUCCUAACUGCACCGGUGGAGCGGCUGGUUUCAUUGACCGUUGGCUGCUGGGAGAAAACCACAUCUACAAGACGCCCUCGUCACGGGUGAUUUAUGCAUCGCACGUGCCUUUUGAUCCAGAAGGUGUUCUUGGCAGCAUCAACUCUGUCCUCAUGGCUUUUCUUGGAUUACAGGCAGGAAAAAUAAUCUUACACUACAGAGAUCUCCACACAAGUAUAAUGUCAAGGUUUCUUAUAUGGGGUCUCUUAUUGGGAGCUAUAUCAGCACUUCUGACCAAGUGUUCCACUGACCAGGGCUUCAUUCCUGUCAACAAGAACUUAUGGUCCCUGUCCUAUGUGACAACACUAGCCUGUUUUGCCUUUGUGCUGCUGGUGCUACUCUACUACACAGUAGAUGUGAAGAGGUGGUGGUCUGGAGCACCUUUCUAUUACCCCGGUAUGAACUCCAUCCUUGUGUAUGUGGGCCAUGAAGUGUUUGAGGAGUACUUCCCAUUCCGCUGGCAUAUGGCAAACAGCCAAUCCCACGCUGAGCACCUCAUCCAGAACCUCGUGGCUACUUCCUGUUGGGUGUUCAUCUCUUACGUGCUCUACAGAAAGAAGAUUUUUUGGAAAAUUUAGAAGUGGGGCCCUUAAAUGAUGGCUCCUUCAGACAAUAGUAGCAGAGGACAUUGUUUACAGUCAGAAUUGCUGGAACUAUGAUCUGAACACUUGGGAAUCAGUAAACAGGAGACAGAGAUAUAUUUUGUCAAAACUAGGAUUGUUCUCUGUCUCUGAACACAUCCCCCCGUUUAGUCACUAUUUUAUACGACCAUAAAUGUUCAAAGACUCUUUUUUUCCAAAGAUCUAAAAGUUUGAAUCAUCCCUGCCACUUAUCUUCACUAACUCAGGAAGAACUUUUCUAAGAAUAGUUGGAGAAUUUGAGAACUAUGAAGACUGACAUUGUUGUCAAUCUUCUAUUUGAUUAUGUGUUAUAGAUGCAGGUUCCAUUCGUUGUCCCGAGCCACACAAUACAGCAUUGAUGUUUCAGUAGUGAAUUACCAAGCCCUUGUUAACUUCCCUAUUCUUUGCUGGAAUCUUAAAUCCAGCAGCAUUACCCUGAAAUCUUAAGUGUUUUUUUGUUUUUUUUGUGAUAGUGACUCUUCAAGGGCAGGAGACAGUAAUUGAUGAGCCCUCAAAUGAAUAGGCUACCAAUAAUCUCUUGUGAUCUUUUAUUUUCCAAUACACAAUGGUGGUUGGUAGUGAUAUUUAAAAUAAGAGAGUAUUAUUUACUUUUUCAGUUGUCUGCACAGAUUUAAUCAUCAGACCAUCUCAAUCCACCGUCCCCUUGCUUAGCAACAAGGGUCCAGUGGUUCGAUAUAUGAUGGUGCAUUUUACUGAGUGUUGAGGGUAAGUGAUGGAGGGCAUGUCAGAUGACUAUUAGAACCCACUGCAGGUUACUUGUUUUGCAUUUUGGUUGAAUGCAUGGUAAUAGUCUAGUUAAUUAAGUUAGCAAAAACAGAAAUCACAAACCUUUUGGUUUUCUUACACAUGCCCUCUUUUUUUUGCAUUGGCUGAAAUGAUUUGUCUUUCUCUUGACAGAAGUCUAGAUUUUUUUUUAAUUUUGUCAAAUGAUUCAUGAAUUUACAGAAAGAAAUUCCACUGUGUUGUCCAGCCUCCAAAAUGACCAUAAAGUUGAACUAAAACCAAACCAGUUUCAAAACAGACUGACCAUUAGAACUUUCAUGAAGUUAAGAUGUGCUGCAGGAGUGUUAGUUUUAACUAGGUGUAUAAAAUGCCAACGGAGUCUGUACUUGAUGAUGCCUCACCAUAAAACUGUUUCCCUUACUUACAUCAUUCUCUGUAAAUGUGCGCCAUCCUUUGAUUGUUAUUAUAAGUAUUACUUUUAUGACCUGACUUUGUAGAACCAAAUGAUCAGUAUGUCGACUAUCUAAUUGCUGAGGGAGAUUUUUGAAUGAUUGCCCACCUAGUUCUGCCUUAAUUAAAGGCAUUCAUUUUGUUAUACUUUUAUACAUGUAUUUCUUUUAUCAAUUCUCAAUUUAAACACUAUGAUGGUAUAAUAAAUAAUAUUCCAAAGGA
This is a messenger RNA of Scophthalmus maximus (turbot), 3826 nucleotides long. RefSeq names its product heparan-alpha-glucosaminide N-acetyltransferase (gene hgsnat). Lineage: Eukaryota; Metazoa; Chordata; Actinopteri; Pleuronectiformes; Scophthalmidae. The coding region runs from base 380 to 2368 and encodes 662 amino acids. The transcript is spliced from 18 exons. The record is from RefSeq and is a predicted model, not a curated record.